Molecule: messenger RNA, 3834 nt
Organism: Silurus meridionalis
Lineage: Eukaryota; Metazoa; Chordata; Actinopteri; Siluriformes; Siluridae
Gene: raver1
Product: ribonucleoprotein, PTB-binding 1
Exons: 15
Coding region: 102-2327 (741 amino acids)
Cellular component (GO): cytosol
Molecular function (GO): mRNA binding
Source: RefSeq, a predicted model, not a curated record
GCAGCCAAUCAGCAGCCGAGUUUGUCGCACGCGUGUAUUGUUUAAACUGCCGAGAGCGAGCGCAGCAACUCUAAGCCAGACUUCCACACGCACACGGAGCGAUGGCGGCCGCCGUGUCCGUUAGCAGAGGAGGAGAGGAAGAGCAGUGCUGCGCCGUUUCUAGCAUUUCCAACCGUGCGCUUUUUGAGCGCCAAGGUCAAGCCGAGGCCGAAAAGAAGUCCGAAGCUGAGCAGUACGACGGAGGGUCGCCUCCACCCGGGAGCGAGUAUCAACGCAGGGCUGAGGACGAGCUGACAGCCCUGAGUCCCGAGGAGGUGGCCAGUCGGCUGGAGAGAACUCGGAGAGAGUUUUACAACCGCCGCAAAAUCAUCAUUAAAAACCUCCCCGCUGAUAUCAGCAAUCAGGAGGUGCACGAGUUGUUAAGAAAUUAUGAUCUGAAGUACUGCUUUGUGGACAAAUACAAAGGAACAGCUUUUGUAACUCUGCUGAAUGGCGAGCAGGCCCAGGGCGCAAUCAAGGAGUUCCACCAGCAAGUGCUGCGUGAACGGGAGAUCUCCGUGCAGCUGCAGCCUACAGAUGCCCUGCUGUGUAUUGCCAACCUCCCACGGGCCUUCACCCAGCAGCAGUUCGAGGAGCUGGUGCGGCCCUUUGGCAACUUGGAGCGCUGCUUUUUGGUACACAGUGCACACACGGGCCACUCCAAGGGCUACGGCUUCGUGGAAUACAUGAAAAAGGACUCGGCCGCCCGGGCUAAAUCAGAGCUGUUGGGCAAACAGCUCGGCUCGCGAAUGCUGUAUGUGCACUGGACCGAAGUGGGUUCGUUGACUUAUCCCAUGCUGCACUCACGCUGUCUCUGUGUGGACCGCCUUCCCAACAGCCUUCUGACUGCUCAGGAUCUACUGCACACUAUAGCUGACCUGCCUGAGCCCAUCUUCUGUCAGCUUGCUCAAGGACAAGAUGGCAGUUUUCGGCGGUUUGCCAUUUUGGAGUACUCCACACCAGAGAUGGCUGAAGAGGUGCAGCAGUUAACUGACGGAAGGCCGGUUGGAGGUAGCCAUAUUCGUGUGUCCUUCUGUGCUCCAGGACCUCCAGGCAGGAGCAUGCUGGCAGCGCUUAUAGCUGCUCAGACUUUGGCUAUAAACCGAGGGAAGGGUCUCCUUCCCGAACCCAGUGCCAUGCAAAUACUUUCUAGUUUGAGCAACCCGGCAACCAUGAAAAUGCUGCUGACCCCUUUUAAUCAGGGACACAAACAAGGUCUGCUAGGUGCAGCACCGGCGAUGUCUCUGCUGGCCAACCCCGCGCUUUCUGCUGCUCUGGUGCAGCUUCUGCUUCAGAACCAAGUCCAGCAGCAAGCCUUUCUAGGAAACCCCCUUCUCUGGGCACAGGUACUGCACAGUACAGAAAGCCGUCUACCACCCUGUCAGACAGGACUGCUUGGUGAAAAUCCUCUGGCUGCUGUUCCUCUUCAACAUGGCGUUAACAUGCUGGGAGAUCUAUCUCACGGUGCCCUGGCUCCUGGCUUGGGCAUGCAGACUGAGCCUAUGGGCCCCAUAAAGCCGCCAUCCCUGGGACGGACACUAGGGAGGGAGCCAGAAUCCACAACUACGGCAAAUAAUUUUCCCACAAACCCUUCUCCUGCACUACAAGGCAUUCCGCUUCUCAGCAGUGUGCUGGGAGGAGAUGUGUCCACAAUAACAUCGGCAUCUUUAUUAGGAGAGCCACCCAAAGAAAUUGGAGUCUCCCCAAACCCCUUUCUGAAUGCACCCAGUAUAUUUCCAUCUUCUGCCAACUCCAGGCCCCAUCCGUACAGGAAGAGACCAGUGCUAGGUGGAAUGGCUAACCAGCGGCCUCUCCAGAGCAUCAACUAUAAUUAUAACCUGCGCUGCCAAGACUCGUAUGAGUUAACAGGGGUUCACCAGGACCCCCUCUCUCACCUCUAUGAGCAGCUGGAGACUAUGAACAGCACAGGACAUCUGGAUUAUGGAGCAACGCACUCGAGACAUGGGGCCCUCAAUGAGAGAACGUCUUCCUUUCCUUACCCAUCUAGCCCUCCUGGCUCCUCCUACUUUGGCUUUGGUGCCCCUGGCACCGUGCCCUCCACUCAGCUCAAUAAGGCUGUUGGAAUGCCUCCCAUGUCUCACUCCAGUGUUUUCUCUGCUGCUCCUGGAAGUGGAAUCAAGACUCCUGUAGGAGGACAGAAGCGUCUCUUCUCGAGGCUGAUUCCAUCUCCAGAGCCCAGUCCAGAGGGUGGUUACGUAGGCCAGCAUUCUCAGGGCCUCGGGGGUCACUACGCUGACUCCUACCUGAAACGGAAGCGCAUCUUUUAAACCCCCUUCGCUCAUCUGUGCCAUUGUUUAGCCCCUCUGGCUGGCUGUGAAGGACGUGUGGAAAUCCAUCCUAAUAUCCUGUUCUGUUCCAUCAGCGGGAGGUUUUGUUUGUGAAUGAAUUUUCAUUGCGCUUGUAAAUUAUUUUAUUUCCUUUUUUUUUUAAUUUUCAACUUUUAUUUACAUUUUUAAGUUUUCUUUUUCAAGACCGCGAGUACCUCACAAAGCAACAAAAAAAAAUCCCCCUUUUUCUUUUUUGUUAAUCAGACUCCUGUUUUGAUGAACUGUUGUGUAUAUAGUUGAGUAGCAUUUAUGACGAAUGGCCUUCCUUUUCUCUUGGUUCUUGGAAACCGUCUUGUUGCGUCAUGUAUUUGUGUGAUUAGAUCUUCAGGUGGUUGUCAUCUGUCCCAGCGGCAGCAGCAACAGAGGCUGCUCUGCUCAUCCAUGUUCUUUCCACACCCACACCCCUCUUGCUGGGCACCAUGUUAGAUUAGUAUUUGUGUUGAACCUUUCUUCGUCCCUCCGCCUUCUCACUUAUUCAGCACGAGAUCCAGUUUUCUUGCACUGUGUUGUUUUUCACUUGGAGGAUGCGAGUCACAUGAAAUUUGCUUUCCUCAAUGUGUCCUUUUCUCACUAACCAUGUGGGUUAAACUGAACCUGGUGCCCCCUCCACCCUGUUCAAAAACUUUACUUUGUCUUCCCCUCCUGCUGUUUAUUCGGUGUGUUCCUGUUCCCCACCCGCAAUCCUCUCCCAUUUCACUCAGUACUUGCCCCUGUACAAUCAGCAGAGGGAGCUGGUACAGUUUGACAACUGAUCUCCUUUCCUUUUUUUUUCAUUUUUUUAUAAUGUUUUAUUACUGAACACCAGACAGUCUGGUGCAGGCCGGACCUGUGCUCAAACAUAUUUUUAUUUAUUUUAUUUCCUUUUUUUUUUUUAAUUCUUUGUAUAAUUAUUACCAUUACUGCUGCAAUUGUGCCAACUCCAUGUUGUGGGGGAGUUGUUCUCGCUGACUAGAACAUGGCUUGAUUACGAGCACCAGAUCUGUGACUUGCUUAAUCUGUCUGACAUUUCGAUUGUGGUAAAUUAAUCUCUCUCUGCGCUGUAUUGUAAUUCACGAUGGAUUCUACAAAUCACUUUCGUGUCUUAACUCAUGAUGUGUCAGGUCCGAUCUGUCCCACAUUUUCUAUCUAGCCUGUUUAUUUGCUGUGUACAUACCGGAGCUUGUAUAUUUUCUUUGGGAAUUUUUGGCUUUUUUUUUUUCCUUUAUCUUGUCUGUAAUUAGAGUGGAAAUGCUGCUGUAAUUAUUGUAUUUUUUUUUUGAGUGAAAUUGCAGCAUCUUUCUGGAAGAUGAAGAUAAAGAUGGUCUCUAAUGCUAUACGGACUACUGCUGUAUCGUACAGAACCAAAUGGACUUCAUCUGUAAAAUGACUAACUUGCGCACCAUCAUUUUUACAGAGAUGCCAUGUUUUUGUGACCUGUAUUUCAGCAAGUAAAUGUUGUAUAAGUUCA